GUGCUUGUCUGAUCCGUCGCUCUUUCCCUCUCGUCGGGGAAGGCGGGACUGUAUUAGCCGGGCAGGGCGUUCUUUCUGCGGUCACAGGCGGCGUAGUCGUUCUAGGGGUGGGUCUUUCUUGGCAAAGGAAAACCCACCUUUUUCAUUGUUUAGAUCUCGAAGGAAUGUGAUGGUUUGAUCUUGCGGCGCAAGGGAGGGGGGUGAGAGAAGGAACUAGCGAGGACCCUGCUGAGAGCUGCUCUAUUCAUCCUCAAAAAGUCAAACGCGACUGAGUACUUUGCCCUUCCAGAAAGGUACCUCCGAAAAAUUGUCACCGUUCUUCUCCCAGUGCUCAAGGUGGUCAAAACUCACUUGGAUCACCAGUGAUAGUGGAGACAAGACUGAAAUAAAAAGUAUUCAAAACAUCCUCCUGAGGGUAGGAAGAAAACGGGGACCUGUCCUUUAUAAUUUCUUCUUAAGAGUCCCGGAACCACUUAGAAAACACCACCAUACAAAUGUGUACCCCUCCAUCAAACAAUCAUAAAGACCUCACAGUAGAUUAGUAUCAGAAAGAAAAAAUGACAGACACAACAAGUCGCCAUCUGAGACACAAGUUGCAGAGCUUCGGACGACGUCUGGAUGAGCUUGAAGAGGCCAGAGGCAAACUACAGAAAGCUGAAGAUGAACUUCUUGACAUUCAGGACAAAAUCAUUCAGGCUGAGGGUAGCAAUUCCUCACUGUUCGCCGAUGUGGAGACAAUGCGGAAGAGAUUGCUCAAAAUUGAAGGCAAAGAUGAAGAGGUCAGGAAAGCGGAGGAUCUUUGUCGUGAGGUUCGAGAGAAAUUAGAUCAAGAAGAGAAACUUACCAAUAAUCUUAAAGCAGAGAUUGAGCGUCUUCAGCGUAGAAUGACUGAACUUGAGAAGCUUGAAGAGGCUUUUGGUAAAAGCAAGUCAGACUGUACCCAGCUGUGCCUUAGUCUUAACGAAGAGAGAAACCUGACCAAAAAGCUUGCAGCAGAGCUUGAUACCUUGAAGGCCCAUGUCAAGGAAGUGGAUACCUCUGAAGCUCGACUUGACAGGGCAGAAAAAUCCCUUACUGCAGAGAUGGAGAAACUAAAGAGUCUCACUCAGACUUUUGUGACUGAACGCAAAAGACUUCUGGAAAAGCAGAGAGAGGAUGAGAAAACCAUACUCAAGCUGACUGAGAAGCUUGAACGUCAGAAAAACAAACUAGGCCCAGCAGACCACAGCCGAUUUGAUUCUAGAGAUCUUCGAAUUGAGGAUGAGUUCUCAGCAGGUCUUACAUGCAAACUGGCCAGGAAGAAGAGUCUUGACUGCUUGAAGCAUUCAGGUGACCUAGAUUUGAGAAAUGAGUCCAAGAAUGAGAAAAAUAGCUUAGAGGGUCAAGAAGAUAAUAAAGUUAAAGACCUCAGCCAGGAAGUAGAAAGACUGAAGAAUCGUUUGAAGCAGAUGGAGUUAGUGGAGGAGGACUUAAAGAACAUGGAAUCCAAGAAUGCAGAAUUGAUAGAAAAGUACCAGCAUGAGAGGGACCGUAGUCAAGCUCUCCAUGACCAGGUUGAGCAGAUGAAAAUGCAGCUCAAUGGUUGCAGCAGUAGUAAUGGAAACUCUGCAAUUACCAGCACUACAAAGUUCCUAGAGAAUGGCAAGGCAGAAAUUGAAGAGAUCCAUGUACGAGGCUUCAGACAGGAGAAACCUAAAUUGCUAAAUAGGAGUCCUGCUGCUUCUGAACCAGUCACCUCAAAGUACAAAAGCAGAGAGGCAUCUCCUCAGCAGAGACGAGAAACUAAGCAAAAGAACAAAGACCUGUGUCACUCCACAGAAAGCUCCCCGAAGACUGUACGAAGGACUCUUAGUCCAGCACAUAGUGUCAGGAAAGGUAUGAGGACUGGUGCUUCCAGUACUACUUCUGAUAAUGGGACAAAAGAUGGAAAGAAAGAUGAAAAAAUUGGAAGUGCUUCAUCAAGUACUCUCAGUGAAAGCAAGAAACUUUCAGUCCUUAGUCGCUAUCCUCCAGCUGCUAAUGACCAAAAGUCUUGGAAGCCAUCAGUCAAGCAAAUCGACAGUGAUAGCAAUAAGAUUCGAACAGAGAAGUUGUCCAGGUACCCUGGAAAUGAUAGUGAAUCAAACAACUCUGAUGGGUCACUCCUAAUUUCAGCCAGUGCUGCUGUCAUUGCUUCAUCUGAGAAGGGACUAACUGAACCCGAGAGUCUAGAUCAGGAUGCUUCUGCAAUAUUGAGUAUGUCCAAGGCAAAUGGAUCCUAUACUGCUUACAGAUCCCAUGUAUCGCCAUCUGUUCUGAGUGACCAUGGUUCGGAUGGUCACUCCUCAGCCUCUGAAACAGAAUCCACUGGCUCCAGACGAUCGGUAGGUGAGCAAAACGACCCCCUGAUGUCAAGUGGAAGAAAAUACAGUAGAUACUCACGACUGCAAGAAUCUUACUCUGAUGGUUCCUCAAAGGUCCCCUUCAGCGAGGAGCAACACAGGCCUCUUAUAGUGGAAGGGAAUAACCAGGAAACUACGCAUUCUACCUCAGGUAUUGAGGUCCGCAGGGUAUGCAGCCCUCGUGAAGCCCUCCGGUCAAAAGCUAUCAUCAAGCAAGCCAUUGUUGAGAUUGAUAGAAAGGAAGUGUUGUCAGGGGGAGUCACAGAGCCUUUGACCACCAGUGGGAAACCCAAGAUAUCCACUAAGCCAGUAUUGACUAGCAAGAUGACCAGCAGUAUCACCUUCUAUCCCAAUGACCCCAGCUCCUCUCGAACAAGCAGUCGGAGCAGUAGUUUAUCAAGUGAGCCCCCUUCCAAGGAAAGACACACUUCCACAAGUAAUAUUGUUAUCAGCCCCAGUAUUGAGCACAGGGGUAGCAUCUCUAUACCUUACGAAAUAUCCAUCCCUAAGAGUGAGAUCACUCUACGUCAAAGUGAGGCUGAUGCUGACUUUUCUCAAACUCACAGUUGCCUUGAGACUGCUCCUGUGGAGGCAGCCCUCGUAUCUCAAAGCAGCUUCAGCCUCCAGUCUUCAGAAGCUUCAGACUUGAACAAUGACAUUGAGUCUGGCUUUGAGAGCAGCAGUAGCAGCACCACCAUGACCAGCAGGAGAGGCCACCACAACCACCACUCAUAUGAUGACAGUUUGCCAGAAAUGAGAAACGUCACUGUCAGGAGCACUUGGAGGAGCCGUGGGGCAGCUUCUGUGGAGGAAUCUGCUCGAGCACCAAGGCAAGAUGGCUCAGAGGAUGAGGGUGAGUCUGCAACCACCUGGAGAGCGUAUAGGGCAACUACAGUGAUGGACACUCCAUCGAACUCCAGCACUGUUGCUAAUUGUGGAGGUAAACCAAGCCCAGUCGAAGUAUACAUGCGUAGGAUCAACAAUGCAGCACCUUCGGUCCCUGAUCUGGGACGACGGAACAAGAAGACUCCUUCACCAGAGAGAGCUAUUGCACAUGAGCCUGUCAGUGCUCAGCAACUUCAGCCAAGAGGCCGUAAACACCCCAUGUCUGCAGAUGAUCGAGAAAGCGCUCCGUCCUCAUGGCGAAGGCAGCCUGCAGGUGACGUGGACCUGUACGAUAGAUCUGGGAGUCGUGGAGCGUGGUCUAGCAGAAACCGCACCGCUGAUGGAAGCCGGUCGUGGUCAAAUCGCCAUCUGGACAAUUGACCCAGAUUACCCACAUUUCCAACUAGAGUUCUUACAUCUCAAAGCGACUCUUGUGCGCAAGGAAUGAAGCUCAUCUCAUCUCUUCAGUUACACCAUAUCUUUAAAGACCAUCAGAUGAACAGAUUUCCAGGCAGUUAUCCCUGGGAACCAUCUCAUCGUGCUCUUACAUCAACCACACCUGUAUGAAUUCACCAUCUUCCAGCUGUCGUUUGGGAACAGCGGUCACAUGUUCCUACAGCGAUGAAUCCUCUUCUGCUCCCCGUAGUGUAUUAAAGUCUUCAGAUGUGACAAGGGAGAGGCGCAGACAGUCUUGGUGUUUGGAGGAUGUGAAAGGGGCUUUGGAUCACAGUCCUCCCUGGUGCCACAGGUCCUGGUAGAUGUCCAAACUUGAGUUUCAUGUGUUUUCACAAGGAGCAGGUUACAGCUUUUGGCAUUUCUGGAUGGUGUUUAAUUCAGGAAUCAAUUGGGAUUAUUGCACACAGCUAAAAUUCAUUGAUUAUACAGGCGUUCAUACACUGAGCCAGUAGUCAACCACAUGCUAAGUCUUUCAUGCCUGGUGCCCAAGUUUAUUUGAUCUCAUUUUUAAUUUUCUCCUUGUAUCUGAUCAUGUCUAUUGAACUGUAUUAUUUUACUAGUUUGUUUAAUUCCUUCAUCCUCAUAUCUUUAAAUGGAUUUGAUGGUCUCACAACCAGCAUAGCGAAUACACAGGACCACGACACUUAAAAGCUGGGAAACACAUCUGCAUGUUGAAUCUUCCCUGUCUCAGUAGCUCUGAAGGGAUGUUGGCUUUGGAUUCCAAACCAGCUAGAGAAGAAUCCAAUCACCUAGAGCUCGAGUGACCUCGUCCAUUUGGGUAAUUUACCGGGAUUAACCCAAUGCUGGACAUUUAUGGAGAAUUUUCAGAGCGGGCUACUCACAAACGCUCUGUGACUCUACUCGCAAAAUUUGCACAGAAAGACAUUGGUCCGAACUCUCAGUGUGUCACAGGAAACCAGCGUUAGGGAUUCUGCAGGUCUGAGUCAGUCUAUAAAAAACCCCUAGAUGGGUUGUGUUUUCAGUUAUUUCAGCUGUAAAGCUUGUUGAGCCUUGAGGGUGGCUAGCAUGACACCACAGAGGAUCCAGAACGCUUAAGUUAGGAAUGCUUGUGCCUGGAUAAAUGGCCUCACCAUUGAAAACAACGGAAUGCCCAUCACUUUGUCCUCAUAUGGAAAUAUUAUUGAAUAGAGCUGCUGCAGUUGAAAUGUCUUGUACUGUUUCUAUUAGGUUUUAAACUCUAGUGCCGCCAAUGAUUUAUUUUCUCAUUCAGGCUCAGAUUCCUCUUGUCCUUGAAUACUUUAAAGUGUCUGUGUGUAUUAAUAGCUCUCUUAUAUAAUACUAUGUCUCGAUUGAACCCGACGAUGACGACGAAGGGUCCAUUAUCCCUCGGCCCGCCAGAUGAUUUCAGUCUCCAAUGUCACUGGAAUGUGGGAUGUUUUAUUUUUCUGUUUGUUUUAAUCUAAUGCUGUACAUGUAAAGUUCUGGGAGUUGAUGAUCAGGUGGGCAGUUUGCUUUCUUUGCAGCAUCUUACUUGGUUAUUACUGCUUUAAAAAGAUCCACGCAUCACCAUCAGUCAGUUUUUCUUCGUUCUAGGUUUCAUGUGCUUCUGUGUCCUGUAUUCAUCCCUCUGCUUGGGCUGGAAGGAGUCUUUGAAACGAGUGGAAUUUUAUUUUUUUGUCUAUCGAUUGAUCCAUUUUAUUUAAGUCAUUCUAAUGAAUUUGUAAUUGCACUUAAAUCAUUAAAACAGUUUUAUAAAGUACAAAAACAGACUAGAUCCUUCUGAAAAUCAGUCAUUUCUGAUGUAUAAAUAAUGUUUUUACAGCUUUGGUUUGGAUUAUACCUCAGAAAUGGAGACACUACACAUAAUUGAUGUGGUUUAGCAGCAAAAAAUGUAAUGUUUAAUGAAUAAUGUAAUGAUUUUACCACCCAACAAAACUAAGACUUAAUUUUCUACACCAAACAGCAUUUAUAGUAUAUAUGUUUCAUUAAUUUCGGAAAGUUUUUCAAGAACUCGUUAGACUUCGGUCGGUGUUUUGGCUUUGUACUUCCCAGAUUUUGGUGUCUGCUUUGUUCUGCACAUUAAAACCAAACGUGUCUUUCCAAAUGCAUUCCCCAGACUUCACCUCUACUUCCUGUUCAGGGGUGUUGGGCUGAAGCGGACAUGCUGGUUCCUGUAUCUCAUGCCCUUGCUUUCCCAGAAUACCUUAGUGCUUGAGGCUGCUGUAAUCCAAGCUGCCGGUCCCUAAAGCCAUUUUAUUAGCUGGCUAAAGCAGUGACAGCAGGCCUGAUAUACGACCCCAGUGUUGGUUGCAGGUCAUAGGUCAGUGCUGCAUUUGAUGGGCGUAUAACUUGUGAGGGAGGAAGUGAGACCAGCUGGCAGCAAAAGAGUAAGCAGAAAGGGUGAACGGCCAACUUUGGUGGUGUCCACGUGUGGUACCAAGAAGAACCAGGAGGGUCAGCCUGGAUUCUGUAGAGUUUUAGCCAUUUCUCAACUUCCACAAAUAGUUUCAGGCAUUAUGAAUUGUAAAUCUCUUUAUAAUAAAAUUGUGCCCGCUCAAAGCUUGCAAACAUGAUCCUAAAACUGCAGCAUGACCCGAAUGGACGUGAUGAUAUAGUGCGAGUCUGUAUUGGAAACCCCAGCAGACUCUUCCCUCCCAACCCCCCCGGCCAGGCAAAGGUCUCUCGGCUGCGCUGUGGCUUCAACGCGCAACCGCAGCUGUCGGAAACCGUAGUUUUUAUGUGCUCACAACUCAGUCCAAAGUUUCUGAAAGAGGCCGACUGAAUCCGCAAUUGUCAAGGAAUUCUUCCUCGUUUCUCAACCCCAUUUGCUAAUGUGUCAGUAAGCCGUUCGCCCUCAGAAGUCAUCUAACACAUGUCUCUGAUUUUCAUUCCUCCACUUCUGUCUUUAGCUCUCUGUGGAAAUAAUGGCUGUGAGCUUCGAUUACACGUCUCAGAACAGAUCAAAGGUUAUAUAGUUUCACAUAAGAAAAUAUAUCUCCCUACAUCAAGGUUUUCCCAUCUACAUCACUUUUGUGUACAUUUAUGAGGUCAAGCUUAACCUAGUUAUGACACCAGUCAGUAAGCAUUACCAUGUUUAGCUUCUGACAGUUAGUGAUUACUCAGAAUGGUUUUUAAUCAUUUUCAGUGACAAUUUUCUAAGCCUUAUUGAGGAGAGUAGUAAGAGAAAGAGUUGUAAUUUUUUUUAUAAAUGUCGUAAGCAAUAAAGUAAUAUUGAAUGUACAGAAGAGAAAUUUUGAAGGCUGUGUUAUACCCGCAUUGGGAGCCGGUAUUGGUCCUGAAAGGUCAAAAAUAAGUCACGCUGAGAAUCUGCACUUAACCAGCACUUAACGUAAAUGAUUCUUUAACCUUUUCCUUAACCUUUAUGGAUUUCAUUUUCUAAUAUGCCUGUUUUUUUCCCUAAUUCCCUUCACCCUAAUUAAUUGAAUGUAAAGCCAUUAAAGAUGUGUGUAUGUGUGUGUGUGUAUGUGUAUAUAUACACACACACACACACACACACACACACACACACACACACACACACACACACACGUGUUUGUGCACUGGCCAAAAUGAAAGAAUAAGUUCACCUGCAGCAACUGUGAGACAGAUCUUGUAUUGUUGGGGUUGACAAAUGGACUGUCCACAUUAUUUGUAUAGACUGCAAAGUGUUUUAUUUUAAUUUGUCAUUUUAUUUUUUUCUGUACGGCCAAGUGCUUUGUAUUGUCUGUUUCAGUUGACACAUAAUGUGCCAAAAACCAUUCCAAGAUGUUUUUGUAGUUUACAAGGAAACAAACAGCUUCUUAAGCAUUAUUGAAAUUAAAAGGGUGAAUAUUUCUGUGGUCAAGCCUUUCCUUCAUCUGCUUUUUUCCCCUCAAACUACAAUUGGAUAGGUUUUAUUUAAAAGUAUCCUGUAAUUUUGUAAAGUGGGCCAUUUAUUUUUUUCCCUUUUUUGUUUAUUGUGUAGAUGUGUACCUUAUUGGGCUCCUGGAGAGUGUUUUUUUUGCAUUAUUAAUUUCAAUAUUAUGUUUUAUUCAUAAUUUGAAUGAACUAUUAAAAUGAGCAGACUCAGUUAAAAGUGUUAAUUCACCAGCUUUUCAAACGUUGCUUUUUUCUUUCAUUCUAAGGGAAGUGUUUAGGUAAAGUAAGAUAAAUAUAUUGAGCCAGAGGCUCAGUAUGGUUCAGUUCUGUACUGUUCUCCUCUUUUAUUAACCGCUCAGACUGUGGGUUUCCCUUCUGUUCAUUCAGGGUUCAUUCAUCUCCUGUGCCGUAUUAAAAACGCUGCCAAAGACAGAUUUCAGGCCUUAAACACGCUUACGCAAACAUGCUGUAACAGAGUAACUGAAUUAAAGUUCACUGAUAUUUGCUUACACUGUCUCUCAAAGACACUGCACAUAUAAAUACAGGCCUGCAUCAUUAAAGAAUGGUGACAGAAUGGUUAUCAAGCAGGUGUUGGUACAGCGUGAACCUGCGGUGAGGAAACAGUUGAACAUGCUCAUUGUAUUCAGCCUCUCAGUGUCAGCAAUAACACACUGUGUUUCAGUCUUACACCUUUGUACUGUAAUAUUUGUGCAUGUUUCAGCUUAACAUUCAGCACUGUGCAUGGAGCUAGACAUCUCUUUAGGCUGAACUGCAGACUAUAUGUAUUCCAGCUAAUAUAAUAAAAGCAACUUGUUUGUAA
Messenger RNA from Cyprinus carpio (common carp), 8361 nucleotides. Its product is annotated as leucine zipper protein 1. The record is from RefSeq and is a predicted model, not a curated record. Lineage: Eukaryota; Metazoa; Chordata; Actinopteri; Cypriniformes; Cyprinidae.